Aspergillus pseudonomiae is the source of this 1786-nucleotide messenger RNA. Its product is annotated as class I SAM-dependent methyltransferase. The record is from RefSeq and is a predicted model, not a curated record. Bases 276 to 1139 code for a protein of 287 amino acids. Gene Ontology annotation, molecular function: methyltransferase activity. NCBI's taxonomy places the organism in Eukaryota, Fungi, Ascomycota, Eurotiomycetes, Eurotiales, Aspergillaceae. The transcript is spliced from 10 exons.
GCCCCCGGGAGGAAACUCCACCGGAGAGCCCACCACAAGAAGUUGAACCUGAACUCCAACCUCCAGCUCAAACUCCAGCUCAACCCCAAGCGGAACCAGAACGAGAACCGCAGCAAGAACCGCAGCAAGCACCACAACCAGAACCGCAACCAGAAAUCCAGGGACAUGUUCAGGGCAUCAUCGAACCUGAUAACUUCUCGGAUACCGACGGUGAUUCCUUAUAUGCGGGAUCACUGGGAGACGCCAGUUAUACCACCAGUAUUACGUCAAGUGCUAUGAACUAUCAGUAUGAGAAUGGUCGCAGAUAUCAUUCGUAUCAUGAGGGUGAAUACAUUCUGCCUAAUGACGAGCAAGAACAAGACCGUCUGGACUUGAGCCACCACAUCUAUCGGAUGAUCCUGAAAGGAGAGCUGCAUGCGGCCCCUAUCAAGAACCCCGCUCGGGUCCUGGAUAUUGGCACCGGAACUGGCAUCUGGGCUAUCGACUUUGCAGAUGAACAUCCCGAAUCAGAAGUGAUUGGGAACGAUCUCAGUCCUAUUCAACCGUCAUGGAUUCCUCCCAACCUCCGCUUCGAGGUGGAUGACUUCGAAGCGCCCUGGUCCUACAGCCAGCCCUUCGACUACAUCCACGGCCGUGAGUUAGAAGGCUUCAUCCGCGAUCACGACCGCCUGUUCGAGCAGGCCCUGGCCAAUCUGAAGCCCGGUGGAUGGAUGGAAAUUGCCUCGAUCGAAGUCAACUGCUUCUCCGACGACGGCACACAUCUCAAAGCAACAUCGAUGAUGGACGGAGUCAAGCACAUGCACCUGAGUGCCAAGAAGUUCGGCAAGGAUUUCGACACUGUGAAGAACUGGAAAACACAGAUGGAAAACGCCGGCUUCGUCAACGUUCGCGACGACGUGUACAAGCUCCCCCAAAGCCCCUGGCCCAAAGACCCCAAGCUCAAGGAGCUCGGUCGUUACCAUCAGGUCAACAUGAUCGAGGCCAUGCCGCCCUACUGCUAUGCGCUGUUUACCCGAAUGCUUGGUUGGCACCGGAUUGAGAUCGAGGCGCUGGUGGCAGGCAUGCGGAGGGAAUUGCGCGAUACUUCGCUCCAUUUGUACUCGCGACUGCACAUCGUGUAUGGGCAGCGGGCGCUCUGAACGCCCAGUGAUGAUCGGUCAAUAAUGAAUUUGCAUCUACGCAUUGGGUUGUCAAGUAUUCUGAGCGAAUUAUUGCAUGUGUCCUGCCGUGGCGCGUAGGAUGUUGGUUUCUAUACGAACUCUUUAUUUACAUUAUCUAUACUCUAUCUCAGCUGAUUGUUGCAUGUCAUGAUUGUGAAGUGUAUCCCAGACUCUGUCCCAUCCAUAUUUUACUAAUAUUAGUUUCAUGACAUGCUAAUGAGCCGCCUUGGCAAUCUUCUACCAUGUUAAUAGUCCGGAUAAACUAAGUGUCAUGGUCAGGAAUCUAGUGUCGGGCUCUAGGCGCCCCGUGUUUCCGACUAAAGCUAUCGGGAGGCUUUCUUGGUGUGACCCGGCCCUAAGUGUUCAAGGUCCCCGUAGUGCUCGAUACAGGAUCCAAGUUGGAAGGUCUCGCGGUCGUACGGCGUCCACGCUAUACCCGGUCCGUUUACCAUUGCCGACAGUUUCAUCGUCACCUCGAGUGUGUUACGUUUCCAUUUCCUUUGCACGGGACGGCGGCUUAUAUAGACAAUGGAGGCCCACUGGAGCCAAACAACCCCUGUCGCAUGGGAUUUGGCGUAUCACCAUGCGUGUCCAAGGUCCCCGAUGCUACUAUGUGCAUUGUCUCU